This is a messenger RNA of Porites lobata, 596 nucleotides long. The record is from the annotation of a GenBank genome assembly. Lineage: Eukaryota; Metazoa; Cnidaria; Anthozoa; Scleractinia; Poritidae.
AUGAACUGGAAGGAGUGUGCUUGGAAAAAGGGAGACGGCAAAGAUUCAGGAUUGAUAUAUGUAAGUGAGCAAUAUCCCUGUGCAAUAAUAAUAAUAAUAAUAAUAAUAAUAAUAAUAAUAAAAUAAGGUUGAUGAAUUUCUCAAAACGAAGAAUUCAUCAAUAUAAUUGACUUUCAUGGUGCCAGAGAUGAUACCAUUUUAAAUGUUUUAUUUCUUUCUUAAUCUUUUUUUCUUUUCAGAACUGUGACUUUGUGAAGAAAUACCCGGACACUUCCCUGCAUGUCUAUUAUGCUGGUAACCUCAGGGUUGCCUUUUGUGACCGCUGCUGUAGUCGCUGGUAUUUCACCUUCAAUGGAUCCGAGUGCAGCUCCCCUGGAACUAUUGAUGGAGCAUUCUACAUUCACACAGGCAGAAACCACAAUCUUCACCGUCACCGCCACAUUGAAGGUCACUGCAACAACAUUCAGAAAGGAAAGGUGCGAGUAGCAUUCUGGGUUGGAAAGUGCGUCAGAGGGGAACAGCUUGCUGACGCCGUCUCCGGUUGGCAUUCAAUGAAUCGUAUCUUCAUUGAAGAAGUAGCAAAAGCUCAGCAGUGA